Molecule: messenger RNA, 567 nt
Organism: Mesorhabditis spiculigera
Lineage: Eukaryota; Metazoa; Nematoda; Chromadorea; Rhabditida; Rhabditidae
Source: the annotation of a GenBank genome assembly
AUGGUUGAGCAUUUACAAUACUGGCAUCAGGACAUCUAUGGACAGUACAAGCACCUCGAGAAAUUCUGGAAAAAGGUCGACACCAGAAAGAAGGUAAAUCCGCAGCUACGAGGCGUGGUUCCCCUAAAAAGCCCCAGAAAGUCGUCAGCUGAGAGCAACCCGCAAGGUAUCGAUUUUCAGGGACUAAAAAGGUUAAUGGAAGAAAGUAAGAAGUUGGCAAAUGGACAUCGGGACGCGAACCGGGAUGGCGCUGGGGGUUCGGCUGCUGUGGAUACGGAAAAUCGUAUCAACGGGGCCACGUCAUCAAGUCGUAUGAAAGCGGAACCCUUUUCAGAGGUUGAGCAAGAGCGUAAAGCUCACGAUGUACAGGAACAUCGGGAAAAGCGCGACAAGAACUUGGCAGGUCCAAGUCCAGCUAAUAAUGCUAUAUGCAGCAAAACCGGAAGUUGGUCUCAAAGUGGAAUGUUCGGCGAUAAGGAGUUGAUCGACCUUUUCGAGGGCUACAGAAGGAUCGCAGGGAUUAUCGACCUAAAAGAAUAUACAAAGAUGUUCGAGUGCCAGAUUAUA